AUGGCAGAGCUUAAACGGCAGAUGGUUCAACGGAAUGACGAAGAGCACAAUGUACUUGAAGAGCGCAUUCACCUGCCUUUUGGGGAGCUGGCCUGCAAAUGGUGGGGUCCACGAAAUAUUCGACCGAUCGUGUGUUUGCACGGGUGGCUGGACAACGCGGGAUCAUUCGAUCGCCUAAUUCCACUGCUUCCACGCGAAAUGAGUUUCCUCGCAAUCGACAUACCGGGACAUGGACGGUCGGCUCAUCUACCGGCGGGUGUGGCAUAUAAUGCGCUCGACACUCUGCGGUUGCUAUUACACCUGAUGCAGUACUACGGCUGGUCGCGCAUUUCUCUAAUGAGUCACUCGAUCGGAGCAAUCAUGAGCUACGUUUUCGCUGGUGUUUUUCCUGAUCGAGUGGACCUGCUAAUUUCGUUCGAUCUACUAAAACCAUUCAUCCUCGAUCCGGAUAUGGUUCUGUUCCUGCUAGCGGAUUCUCUUCCGAAAACUCUUGACUUUACCUCGGACUUGGAGACACCAUCCGAGGGAAAGUUGUUCAAGUACGACGACUACGUCCAGCACAUGCACGCUGGAUUUCAUGAGUCGAUCAGCCGGGAAGCUUGCCACUUUUUGUUGUACCGCGCCAUAGAACCGUCUAGCGAACAGAAAGGAUUGUUUCGCCGUCGAACGGAUCCCCGUGUCCGGCAUAAUCAUGGGCUCGUGUGGUCGCACGAUUUGAAUCUGGAAAUGGCACGACGAAUCAGGGUGCCAUUUUUGUACCUCAAAACCACCGAAACGCCACUGUUCGAGGAUCCACAGUAUCAUCAGGACACGAUCGAUAUGCUUACGACUCAUAACGAACAAUUCGUUCAUGCCAACGUGGAAGGAAAACAUCACGUGCAUCUUUCUGACCCGGAACGUGUAGCUCCGUUAGUGCAAAGCUUUUUGACCAAACAUUGGACCAAGGAAAAAUACUUAGCUAGCAAAUUGUGACCGGCCAGAAUGUGUGCCCUAACACAUUGCAAUCCUAAGCACCAUAUAGCCAAUAAAUAAAUGGUCUCGUUAAAUUAUACCAGGCUAACGAAAUGGACAAAUCCACCAUUUAUAGUACACAUACCGGCAAGGUCACCGGAUUGUUUCAUUGGCGAAGGUAAAGAUUUAUUGUAAAAUUGUUUUAUUUGGUGCGAGGGUAGCUCGUUUG
Messenger RNA from Anopheles nili, 1180 nucleotides. RefSeq names its product probable serine hydrolase. The coding region runs from base 1 to 972 and encodes 323 amino acids. Lineage: Eukaryota; Metazoa; Arthropoda; Insecta; Diptera; Culicidae. The record is from RefSeq and is a predicted model, not a curated record. The transcript has 2 exons.